Molecule: messenger RNA, 1164 nt
Organism: Vigna angularis (adzuki bean)
Lineage: Eukaryota; Viridiplantae; Streptophyta; Magnoliopsida; Fabales; Fabaceae
Exons: 1
Coding region: 1-1164 (387 amino acids)
Molecular function (GO): RNA-DNA hybrid ribonuclease activity; nucleic acid binding
Source: RefSeq, a predicted model, not a curated record
AUGAUUCUUAGGAAGCCUGACCUGGUAGGUAGGAUGGUCUCCUGGUCUGUUGAACUUUCCGAAUUCGGCUUACGCUUUGAACCUCGAGGAUCUGUCAAAGGCCAACAUCUGGCAGACUUUGCAGCUGAGCUAACACCCAUACCUGACGACUUAGUGCCACUAUGGUAUCUUAAUGUGGAUGGCUCGUCGGACAGAAAGGAUGGAGGAGCUGGUAUUGUUCUGGAAGGACCGAACGAUAUUAUUAUUGAACAAGCCAUACUUUUUCGCUUUCAAACCAACAACAAUCAAGCAGAAUACGAAGCUUUGAUUGCCGGUUUAACUCUAGCUAAAGAGUUAGCAAUUACUCGAUUAGAAUGUCGAAUGGACUCUCAACUGGUUGUCGGUCAUAUGAAGGGGACUUUCCAGGUUAAAGAUAAUCAACUGCUGCGCUAUUUCCAUAAGGCUAUUAGCCUCCUUAAAGAUUUUGUCAACGUCAACAUUGUCCACGUGCCUAGGGAACAAAAUUCCAGAGCAGAUCUCCUGUCUAAGUUGACUCACUCAAAAGAAAAAGCGCAAUUGUCUUCAAUCAUCAAGAUGACACUUGACAAGCCUGCAGUUGAAACUUUUGCCACUGAUGUAGUGACACCCAAAGCCGAUUGGCGACGAAGCAUACGAGAACUGAUGAUGAAGCAGGAACAGGGAGAAAAUGUUAGUACAACCGACUCUAAACGCAUCGCUCAUUUUCUGUGUAUAGGUGACGAUUUGUACAAGCGAGGGUACACCACGCCGCUGUUAAAAUGCUUGUCAGCAGAAGAAGCAGAUUACGUCCUACUAGAGCUUCAUAACGGAAUAUGUGGUUUGCAUUCAAGAAAGCGUACACUCAGGGCACGAAUACUGCGAGCACCGUAUUACUGGCUAACGAUAGACCAUCAUUGUGAAACGUUCGUUAAGAAGUGUAUAUCCUGCCAGGCGCACGACAACAAUUUCCGAGUCCCUCCCGAAGAGUUGCAUGGCAUUAUCUCGCCAUGGUCGUUCGCCCAAUGGGGAAUGGAUAUAGUCAGGCCAUUACCGAUCGGAAAAGCUCAAAGUAAGUUCCUCUUGGUGGCAAUCGAUUACUUCACAAAGUGGAUCGAUGCUGAGGCAUUAGCGGUCAUAAGCGCUCAACGUGUACAGAAGUUUAUCUAG